Messenger RNA from Sparassis crispa, 699 nucleotides. RefSeq lists its product as hypothetical. The record is from RefSeq and is a predicted model, not a curated record. The coding region runs from base 1 to 699 and encodes 232 amino acids. The transcript has 3 exons. Lineage: Eukaryota; Fungi; Basidiomycota; Agaricomycetes; Polyporales; Sparassidaceae.
AUGGCUCAACCCUCCGAUGCCUGCAUUAUUUCUAAAUACAAUGUGCACGACACCAUAGCAGAUGUGAAUCGUCAUCUUGCAAAGGCCGAUGGGUCCGGAGAAGAUGAGGUGCAGAAGGCGUGGAUCAGUGAGCUGUCCCGCCUAGUGAGAAUUCUGGAGGAUCGCUUCCAGGUCCUCACCACCUUCGGGGAGUCGGAUUUUCAUCCGAGGGAGGUCAACGAGAUACACGCGACCUUCGUCGAUGUCGUCUUGUAUGCGCGCUUGCAAUCAUUCGCCAGUCUGCAUCUUCCGGACCCAUCCCAAGAGGAGGUUGAUGCUGCGAUGACCCGGCUGGCACUGGGCCAGGACUUCUUCACUGCACUCGAACGUCGCGCAGCCCAGCCUGCAUUGAUUCACAAUCCCGGAUGCGAGGCAUGCCAGGAAGCCGAGGCGACUGCUCUCCUCAACAAGCUUCGUGGCACUCCUGCCCCUGCUGGUGGUGCUGACGACCUCAUCGUUCAUGUCAACGGCUUCAAGACUGCACUCUAUUUCAUCCGAGAAAGGCAGGGUUGGGUCGCCGUGGAUGUUAUCACUGUCGUGAAUGCACUGCGUCAGGCUGGAGUGAUGAUCCUGACUUUGGGUGUGGAGGAACACGACUCCGAUGUGGAUAGCGUGCCCGGGGGUGAAGCUGAAGAUGAUGACGGGGACGCGGAGGUCUGA